Messenger RNA from Aureobasidium pullulans EXF-150, 1560 nucleotides. RefSeq lists its product as uncharacterized. The transcript has a single exon. The annotation marks the transcript as partial. Lineage: Eukaryota; Fungi; Ascomycota; Dothideomycetes; Dothideales; Saccotheciaceae. The record is from RefSeq and is a predicted model, not a curated record.
AAUUUAGGAGCGAGCAAGCAAGCAGCACGUGUGGAGACACCUAUCUGGUUUUUUUUGGAAGUUUUUUUGGGGUCAGUAUGAUUGCAGAGAGUAGUAGACAAAAAACGGUUGGAAAAGCAGAAGAAGAAGGAAAAGGAAAAGCAGAAGAAGAAUGAUGGGGUAGGUAUAUGGUUUAUUUCUUUUGCGGAUAUGUUUAUGUUGGAUAUUUCUCUUCGAUUGUUUUUGCGUUGGUGUAGGUCUUUCUUCUACUUUUUGUUGUAUCGCAUAAGCAAGUCACAGCAAGCAGUGAAUGCUCAGUACAUUCUGACAAGAUCAUCACGCGCGAGGCAAGGAAAAGAGUAGUGUCGAUAUCGCAUAUUAAGGAUGUGGGUAUCGCGCACUUUGCCCUCCUCUAGCAACAGCCGCAGCAAAAGCACUACAGAUAUCGCAAGAGGGGAAAGCAAUACUUCGACUUCGACGACUACAUCUUCGAUAACUUAUGAUGAGACGAGUUCGCUGCUUCCUCACGAACGAGCUCCUGCUGUGGUUGUUGGGUCAAGUCAUCAUAUGACUGUUCCACGACAUCAUUAUCGACAGAGCAACCACAAUCACAACCACAACCACCCGCCUCAUCAUGCUGGGAAUUAUAAUGGCCAAUAUACGUCUACGACAUCUUCAGCUUCAGCAUCAGCAUCGGCAUCAGCAUCACUCCACCAUAUCUUGACCUUGCAUCCCCGUCAAAUCGCCCGUCUGGAGAGAGAAAGAGAAGAAAUACUCGAAGAGGAAGAGGGGGAGGGGGACGAAGAGCGAGGGAUGGAAAGAUGUAUGUUGUCAAGAAUCGACUGUAUAGAAGUAGGGUUAUGGCACGAGAGGAUCAGAGAUUAUGAAGCCGCUGAAUUGGGGAUGGUGAGGGCUGAGGAAUUAGGAUUGUUGCUGCCUCAGCAAGGUGAAGUGGGGAGGGAAGGUGAGGGUGGAGGAGAUGAGGGGAGGUUGAGUAGAGUGGACACUCAUGUUGAUUCGUCUACUUCGAUUACGGAUUUCGCUGACGUGGAAGGAGGAAGAGGAGGAAAGAGCAAAGUGGAUAGGAGCAGGAAGACCAGCAGUGUUACUCGUUUCGGCUCUGUUUCCUUGUCGCUGAAUCAUGUUCAUCCUUUCUUCUGGGUGGAUAUGCUCGGUAUCUGCUCGCUUGUCCUCCUCAUCCUUGCUCUUUUGCUUUAUAUCGGGUUGCAGUUGAGGGGCUUGGAUAAGAAGCAAAUUUGCGCGAAGGAUGGAGGAGGGCUUUGGGUUGCGGUGCAGAUGUUGGUGGGACUUGGUGCCGGAUUGAUAUUGCAGGUCCCAGUCAGCAGAAGAUUGGUGCCUUUCGUGUUGCCUGUGUGGGUUGUGGUUACUAUCGGGGUGGUAAUCGGGUUGAAGGAAUGGGCUGGGUGUUUGGGUGAGUAGAAUGGACGUGGAAGGAGAAGCUUGUCAAGGACAUGAGUAUUGUUACUGAGGAUAGAGAGAUCCGAGGACGAGCCCAGCCGUUCAAAGACCUGAAGACAAACCUAAGCAUCGAAGUUGUAUCACAAAAUGCAUUAUCACCGG